This is a messenger RNA of Penaeus vannamei (Pacific white shrimp), 1083 nucleotides long. Lineage: Eukaryota; Metazoa; Arthropoda; Malacostraca; Decapoda; Penaeidae. The record is from RefSeq and is a predicted model, not a curated record.
CGAGUCGUGGCCAGUAUAUAAGCCGACGGUGCUGAGCCCUUAGCAUCACUUCCCUUGCACUUUUCUCUGUGUCAUCUACAACCCCCAACGCAAAAAACAAAAUGGCUUCCCUUAAGCUUGCUCUCGCCGUCGCCUUCGCCGUUGUCGCUGUCGUCGCAUCCCUGCCCAGCGACGGUUAUGGCAAGGAACCUGGAAUGCCCUACGACUUCGCCUACGCCGUCAAGGACGACUACAGCGGCAACGACUUCGGCCACAACGAGAACUCCGACGGCAACGUAGUCAGCGGCGAGUACUACGUCCUCCUCCCCGACGGCCGCCGACAGAUCGUGACUUACACCGCCGACCACAACACCGGCUACGUCGCUGAUGUCAGAUACGAGGGCGAGGCCACGUACCCCGACCCAGCUCCCAAGGGUUACGGCCAGUAAUGGAACCGCAUGAGAUUCGAACCCGCCCGCCUGCAGACGACGAUUCAGUUCUCUUUAAUGGUGAAAUCGGCCUCGUCACAGUCAGAUUACAUGAACUUCAUCGUUAAUUUGUAUGUUUUUGUUUUCGUUUUGUUUGCAAGCAACUGGAAGCACAUUGCCCAUCGAGGGAGUCCUCCGUCUAUUGUUUUUAAACUCUGAAUGCUUAAUACGUUUCAAUCCAAUGUUUCAGUGUUCGAAGCGUGAUUUCUGAUCAUUCUCCGAUUCGCUUUUGUUCUUUGAUUUUUAAAAAACUCAAAUUGCUUAUACGGAAACAAUAGUUCCUGUGCCAUUCUCUCCUAAUCACUGCAUGCUCUUGAAAACGACUGUAAAUAACGAAUAGAAAUAUUGUAGCAUUCUACUACCCUCUGCCUUGAACUGUACAAGCACUUUCUUUCCAGUAUCGGAAAUAUUUUAAGUCUGUAACCCAUCGCAUUAUUUCUAGACUAUCCCCUACUAUACGCUCUUUUCGUAAUUUGUAUAAACUUCGUGUAUAUACCAAAAUUGAAAUAUUUUCUACCAGUCAAGUGAUUGCCUAGUCACACCAAAUAUGUUUUUCUAACUGACCAGCCUGCUGAGGCUUUGUAUACAGAUUAUAAUAAAUCUUAUAGAUACCUAU